This is a messenger RNA of Eriocheir sinensis (Chinese mitten crab), 2771 nucleotides long. Its product is annotated as transmembrane protein 248-like. Bases 165 to 1013 code for a protein of 282 amino acids. The record is from RefSeq and is a predicted model, not a curated record. Lineage: Eukaryota; Metazoa; Arthropoda; Malacostraca; Decapoda; Varunidae. The transcript is spliced from 8 exons.
GAUCCCGACGUAAACAUAGGACACGUCGCACUGCCCGGGGCGAGCAGCACUCAUCGACGGAGUACCUGUAGGAGGCCGCUCAAGCCAGGGAGUGGAUCACAGUGCACGGGAGGAGGCAGCAGCAGUAGUAGCACUACCAAAACCAUCAACAUCUGGCCAGUAAGAUGGCAGUUUGUAGCUGUGCAAGGGAGUGUGUGGGCAACAGGCCACCAGUGGUAGUGUUCACGGCAAGCAUUGCAGUGUUUGCCUUGGCCCUCGUUGGUGUCUCUCUCUACCUCCAGAGUCACAAAACUCACAUCUUGAACCCAGACAUUAAGGACUGGAACAGUUUCUUUACAACCCUGUCUGGCAUGGAGCUCUGUUUUCCCAAGGACUCUCCAUCCAAAUCCUCUCACUUAAUGAAGCGAGAGGUACCUCAAGACUUUGCCACCACGACCAUCCUGCCCGAAGCCAACACAACUGAGGAGGAGAACGUCACACUAAGCGUCCUGGCUGAUGUGCAGGUGGAAAGGGCUGGCCAGACCCUCUUUGGGGUGUAUCUACACUCCUCUCUUCCUGCCAAGCACUUAGGUUUUAAGAGAGACCCAAGUGCACUUGAUAUUACCAUAUCCCUAGUGCCCAAGAGUGCCAAGAAUUGGACAGCUUGUAUUAUGAUGUCAGGCCCAUCCAGACUUCUUCCAGACUCUCCCAUCAGGCCUGUUAACUGCACUAUACCCAAGAGCCCUUCUCCACCCCUAGAAGUGGAGUUGGGAAAGCCUUGGUUGGUGCAGGAGCCCUCUGAGUGGUGCAGUGCUGGGGUGGAUGGCAACCUUCUAGUAGCCCCGCAGCACGAGCUCAGUGUUUAUCUCUCUGAGGGGGAUGUGACAUUAAUCCAGAUUCACAUCCUGUACACCACCUGCCUGCUCUGUGUCAUGAUGUUGUUCCUUCUCUUCUACCUGGGCUGUGGCAAGCGGUGGACCUUCAAGAACAAGACGGUGGUACUGUCACCAGAUAAGGUACCAUUGCAUCCCUAGUUACCAAUGCACUGUGAAGAUGGUGGCAGCAUCAACCACUGCAGAAGAGACAACAGCAGCAGCACUGUGAAUAAAAUGGCAAGAGUCCCUGUGGACUUCCUGUUCCAGGUUGAUAUAGAAUAGCAGUAUAAAGUCUUGGUUAUUUAAUUUAUUAAUCAAUCAAAACACUGUAUCAUGCAUGCUUCUCUAUCUAUCUAUCUCUUUUCCUCUGAUGCCUUGUCCCCUCUGAGCAUUCUACCUAAAACAGUAAAUGUUGGUGUUUAUAUGAAUAUGAAAAUACAUACAUAUAGUGUUUUGUUUUAUAGUUAGUACCAAAAUUUUCAUGGCAGUGCUUUGGUUGAAAAUUUACUAGAAUAUACACCCCCCACACCCAACGCAACGCAACACACACACACACACACACACACACACACACACACACACACACACACACACACACACACACACACACACACACACACACACACACACACACACACACACACACACACACACACACACACACACACACACACACACACACACACACACACAAGCAUGAGGCUCACAACCCUGGAGAGAAGAAGAGAAAGAGGAGACCCGAUAGCGGUGUACAGGGUGGCGAGCGGGGUGGAGCAUUUGGACAGAGAGGACCUGUGUGUGUGGAAUGAGAGAGAAACGAGAGGACAUGGAAAGAAGUUGAGGGCGACCACGUGUAGGCGAGAUGUGAAAAUGUUUAGCUUCCCAAACAAGCAUUGAGCUCUGGAAUAGACUGGAGGAGGAGGUGGUUUGUGCAAGAAACAUUCAUGAUUUUAAGGAAAAGUUGGAUAAGAGCGGAUAUGGAGACGGGACAGUGCGAACGUAGCUCUUUUCCCGUAUGUCACAACUAGGUAAAUACACACACACACACACACACACACACACACACACGCACUGGUCUGGGAUUUUCCCCGGUUACUAUCCCCCCUUGAGCAAUGGGGUUGGGUGUGUAGGUUCUGGCAGUACUCAGAGAUUGACUAUAAUGAGCUUGCUCAGGUCAGGAGGGUACUUGCUGGUGAUGACGAGCCCAGCUUGUGAUCAGGCUGUGGGUGAAUCGCACACACACACACAAAGGCUGGAUGAAUGUAGAUAUGUUGACGGGACUUUAAGAGCUUAGCUCGGGCCCCGUAGACUACAAAUAGGUAAAUACACACACAAACACAAACACACACACACACACACACACACACACACACACACACACACACACACACACACACACACACACUGUUCACACAAUUCUGUGGGUAAUGGACUAACACUUGGCUUGUGAUACCAGCAGGCUGAGGUUAGCACCUUGCUCAGGCCAUGAAAUUUUUCCUCUGACAGAAGCAGUUACUGUCUCCCCUUUAGCAAGGGGGAUUGAAUGUAUGGUGUGUGAGAUCCUAGCUGUAUCCAUAGAUUUGUCAAUGAUAAGUUUUUAAGCUCUUUUGUGGAGGAUGCUGGCUGGCAAUUGCAAGUUUGGCACAUGAUCAUACAUGACACAUGCACACACAAUACAUUUGUAAUAUGUCAACAGAGAUAGCACUGUGCUGGUUGUUCAUGCACUUAGCUCUGUUGACCCUCCUGUUCACAGUCUGUUCUGCUGUGGCUAAAUCAUAGCCAAUCAGCUUACCUGAAUUAAUUUAAUUUCCUAAUUCAUUGUAAGGCCAUAUUUAUAAACUCAGGGCAAUAUUGAACCAAAAAGUGGGUAACAUUUUUAUAGUACAUUGAAGUUUAACACUUUUUUUUAUUGAACAA